AUGAGGUUUUCAGAUAGAGUUUUGAUGGUUUACGAAAUGGGAACUUCGCCAGUAAAUUUGAUGACUUUGGUUCAAAAUUUUAAAAGAAUCCGUACUGUAUUGGGACAAGAUGAAAUGCCCCAAGGAUUCUCAUUCAUAUUCUUUCUAUGUAUUUUAUUCUAUGAGGUUACUGGUAUUCAAGAUUAUACUGCGCUCAUAUGUUGUAGUGUUUGUUCAGAAAUGCUGGUGGUUAUGACCUUAUUCUGUGGAGUUCUUGUGCACAGACUUUGGAAUACACCUAAUAAAGAUGUUUCGUUAGGUAUGACAUGUGCUGCAUUUUUCAUACACCUUCUUAUUACUUGCUACGCUUUCUUUGUUACAGGAUCAAUUCCAAGUGAAGCAAGAAAUCAUUCAUAA
Molecule: messenger RNA, 396 nt
Organism: Scheffersomyces coipomensis
Lineage: Eukaryota; Fungi; Ascomycota; Pichiomycetes; Serinales; Debaryomycetaceae
Exons: 1
Coding region: 1-396 (131 amino acids)
Source: RefSeq, a predicted model, not a curated record